Messenger RNA from Cryptosporidium ubiquitum, 699 nucleotides. RefSeq lists its product as uncharacterized. Bases 1 to 699 code for a protein of 232 amino acids. The record is from RefSeq and is a predicted model, not a curated record. Lineage: Eukaryota; Apicomplexa; Conoidasida; Eucoccidiorida; Cryptosporidiidae. The transcript has a single exon.
AUGAAUGUAAACUCUUCUACAAAUAGUGUUGAGGCUGAAAGGUGCCUAGAUCUUUUAGUAAAUCAGCUCAUUUCAUCACAAUAUUGGCAAGGAACUAUACGAUCUCAUCAAAUCAAAAAUUGCGUAUCAUUAUUUAAUAGAUACCUACGGUUAUCAAAUCAGCAGGAUUUCGAAUGUUUGACUGAAGAAAUAAGGAACCGAGUUGCAAAUGAAGUUAUUUUUAAUGAGUUUCUUACUCAACUAAGUACAGAAGAUGCCUCCGUAAACUCUUCUUGGCAAUUUUAUAAGAAUAAAUUCAUCAAUUUUUUAAAAAAAUUAACGAAUUUUCAUCUGAUUUUUUUGAAUUAUAUUGAAAAAAUAGAGAGUUUUAUUUUUAAUUUGUUACCAGAAAUAUUAAAAAAUUCAAUUAUUCCUUCAUAUAGAAGACCACUGAUUCUUUUAUAUUUACUAAACGUUAUUCUGUUCAUUUUGAGACUAACCGUCUUUAAUUCAAGACCAAUAUUUAAUAGUCAUGCGAAAAUCGAUCGCUACUCAGCAAACAAAAUUAUUAAUAAAUUGGAUGAAUAUAACUAUCCAACAUUUUUAGAAAUAGUUUAUGAAGUAUUAAUGUUCUUAGUAAAUCUCCUAACAUCAAUUAUUCCUUUAGUAUUGCCUAUAAUUACAUUGCACUUUAUGAAUAGGCAGAACAUUCAAAAUUAG